Messenger RNA from Oldenlandia corymbosa var. corymbosa, 1056 nucleotides. Lineage: Eukaryota; Viridiplantae; Streptophyta; Magnoliopsida; Gentianales; Rubiaceae. The record is from the annotation of a GenBank genome assembly.
AUGGCUGGGGUAACGGAGAACUUCCUUCUUGAUAAGCUCGACCAAGCUUUCGAAGACACCAAAUCCACAGAACAUUUUCUGUUCUCGGUCUUGUUUGAUGUGCAGUCAGACUUCAGAAAGUUGAAGGAAAAGCUUCAGCCAAAUGCCGGAAUCUCCCCAGCUCAACGCAAGGAGAAUCUUUACUACCUCAAUAAUCUGCUAAGUGAGUGGCAGCUGUUAUUAAGAAGUCAGAGUAUAUACAGUCCUGAGGGACUAAAUUCAGCCUAUAAACUCAGUAAGAGGGUCAAGAAAAUCAAGAAAGAUCUAAAAAUUGUGGCCAGUGGAGCAGCGACGGCAGAUGCCGCUGAUUUGAGCGCACAGAAAAAUUUGGACACUUACCGAUGGAGCUCCCGGACAGUUGAUCCGAGCAAAGUUUAUGGACUGGGUGACAAAGAGAGGUUCUUGGAGAGAAUGCUGCCUGAGGAUGAUGAGGACAAGAGAAAAGAGGUGAUUAAAAGAAUGCUAAUGUGCUUGGGGGUGGAUGAUGAUAUCAUUGAAAAAGCUGGAGAAGACGUGAAUUUUGGGAUCGAAAGACUAAUCUUUGCGCUUCGAUUACAGCUGAAGGGCAAUAAGUACUUAAUUGUGCUGGAUGAUGCUUGGAACUCAGACAAGUGUUUCGAAGACUUGCAUUCUGACUCAUUGCAGGAUGAGAGCAGCUAUGAAAAGCUUGCAUAUGGACUGCCCAAAGGACAUGGUGGGACAGUGGUGAUUACAACUCGGUCCAAGGAAAUCGCAGCGAAAAUGGUUGGUGAAGAGAACUUGCAUCAACUCCCAAUCCUCAAGGACAGAGAAAGCUGCUGGAAAAUCUUCAAAGAUUCAGUUGAAUUAGGUGGAAGAAGCGAGUUUCCAGAAGAGCUGACGCCCCUAAAAGACCUGAUUGUGGACAAAUGUGCUGGCUUGCCAUUGGCUGCCAAGAUGAUGGGGGAAAUUAUGCAUCAGCAGCUCCUGCAAAACCCAAUUCAAAACCAAAUUCAGCAGAACCGAAACCAGCAGCAAUCACAACACUCCACUGUUUAG